Arabidopsis lyrata subsp. lyrata is the source of this 1507-nucleotide messenger RNA. RefSeq names its product CMP-sialic acid transporter 1. The record is from RefSeq and is a predicted model, not a curated record. Lineage: Eukaryota; Viridiplantae; Streptophyta; Magnoliopsida; Brassicales; Brassicaceae. Gene Ontology annotation, biological process: pyrimidine nucleotide-sugar transmembrane transport. Gene Ontology annotation, molecular function: pyrimidine nucleotide-sugar transmembrane transporter activity. Gene Ontology annotation, cellular component: Golgi membrane. Bases 166 to 1188 code for a protein of 340 amino acids. The transcript has 8 exons.
GUAAUCGACUUAAACCUUGGGUGUUUAGAAUUCUUUUAAGGCCCAUAACUUUGAUAAUAGUGAAUCCCAAAGGCCCAAAUCACCAAAUCUCUAAUGGUGAUGAUGCGAAUCGUGUGAGAAGAAAGAAUGAAGAAAUGAGAGAGCUCCUGUGAAUUACGAACAUUAAUGGCGGCCACUCCGUGGUACUUUGUCGCAGUACUUCUCACCAUUCUCACCAGCUCUCAGGGAAUUUUAACAACUCUUUCUCAAAGCAAUGGAGGUUAUAAGUAUGAUUAUGCUACUGUUCCCUUUCUUGCCGAAGUUUUUAAGCUGAUAGUCUCUGCUUUAUUUCUCUGGAGAGAGAUGCGGACAUCUUCCUCAACAACUUCGAGGAUUACUACGGAUUGGAAGAGCGUGCGCUUAUUUGUUAUUCCUUCUCUUAUAUACCUGAUCCAUAACAAUGUGCAGUUUGCUACAUUGACUUUUGUAGACACAUCCACUUAUCAGAUAAUGGGUAAUUUGAAGAUUGUGACCACUGGUAUACUCUUCAGGUUAUUUUUGAAAAGGAAACUAUCUAAACUUCAGUGGAUGGCAAUUGGUCUUUUAGCUGUUGGAACAACUACCAGCCAGGUGAAGGGAUGUGGAGAAGCUUCAUGUGAUUCUUUAUUCACGGCACCAAUACAAGGUUAUUUGCUGGGCAUCCUCUCAGCUGGUUUGUCUGCGCUAGCCGGAAUCUACACAGAGUUUCUGAUGAAGAGAAACAACGACACCUUAUACUGGCAAAACUUGCAGUUGUAUACGUUUGGUUCACUUUUCAACGUUGCCCGACUUAUAGCAGAUGAUUUCAGACACGGGUUUGAAAAGGGUCCUUGGUGGCAACGUAUCUUUGAUGGGUACAGCAUCACCACUUGGAUGGUAGUUCUGAAUCUUGGUUCCACCGGCUUACUGGUCUCGUGGUUAAUGAAGUAUGCAGACAAUAUCGUGAAGGUUUAUUCUACAUCAAUGGCGAUGCUACUUACUAUGGUUGCUUCCAUAUACCUCUUCAGCUUCAAACCAACACUGCAGCUUUUCUUGGGUAUCGUCAUAUGCAUCAUGUCACUUCAUAUGUACUUUGCUCCUCCACACACGCUCGUGGACUUGCCAGUGACAAAUGAAGCACAUCCCAAGAUCUUAAAGCAAGUUGUCGUAGAAGAAAAGACAGAUUCUUGAAUCAAAUUGGACGAAAAGGUUAGUCAACAUAUAGGAAAAGCAAUUUGCUAAGUAAAUGAACACAAUGAUCUUCUUCUAGCUUCAUUUCUAAUAGAGAAUCAGAAACUUGGAUAUGAGUUCUUUCGACUAUCAAUGAUCUGAUAGUUUAUGCACGUACCGAUUAUAUUCUUUGUAAAUGUACAUCGAGGUGCGUAGAAGUAGUAAAUUUGAUUGUUGAAGCCUGUUGUUUUCUUUUUCUUACGCUGAUGAUAUGUAAGAAUGUCUACCAGAUAACUAGUGUGUUCCUUUUUUGACCGGCUGGUCUGAUGUGUUUGGGUUA